This is a messenger RNA of Caenorhabditis sp. 36 PRJEB53466, 1342 nucleotides long. The record is from the annotation of a GenBank genome assembly. NCBI's taxonomy places the organism in Eukaryota, Metazoa, Nematoda, Chromadorea, Rhabditida, Rhabditidae.
AUGCGCGCAAAACGUUUUCGUCGUGAAGUCGAAGAGACCAUUCUGCCGACUUAUGAACUCGUUCUUAACCCGGAGGAAGAGGCGAGAGCAGUCACAAAGACACUCGAGAACAUCGAGAAGGGCUCCCGGCUCAUGCUGAAAUGCACAAUGGCUCAGGAGCACUUUGAGAACCUCGUGUUCAGAGCCAACAACGUGGAAGUCGGAGAAGACGGUGGACAGAGGUGAGCUCAGUAAAAUGGAGAGUGUGAAGAGUAUUGGGUCAUUUCAGUAAAACACUGACUAUCGACUCAUUUUCCCGCCUACACACUGGAAUGUACGAGUGUGGAGCAACGAGGAAAACGGACGGAAAGUACCAUUCCCGGCAGAUGAGAGUAAAGCAGAAGAGAGAUGUGAGUUGUUAUUCUUUCCAAUAUCAGAUUCGCUUAAUUAGACGUGCUUUUAAUUAGUGAUCCGGAAUCCCGUAUCCGUUUGAUUAUAAUUGGUCAUUUUUAGAACAACUCGAAACUUCCGGCUUGCCCGACGGAACCCGAGGAUUACUGUGGAGUCCACGGGGUUUGUCUUAUGGAUGGAUCUCGGAAAGUUUGCCAGUAAGUCCUCUUUUUCUCAUCUGAUUUCACCUUCAUAUUCCGUUUUCAGUUGUGACGAUGGUUACAUGGGAGAGACGUGCGAUAAGGUUCUGAUGGCGGCCUAUGAUGGUAGGCAGUUAGAGCAAUUUCAUAGUGAGCCUUCCUUUCGACCACUUCUUUUUGUUCGCUAACAUCUGAUUCCCAACUAACUCUUAUCACAGUUCACUUGUCGUAACCUGUUAAAUUAUAGUAGUUUCAGUCAAACUUCUCAAAGUGGUCGGAGGGACGACUACUUCCCUCAACGUCGUCUGCAUCAUUAUUGCCCUUUUGUUCGCACUUCUCUACUUCAAAGAACGUAAAUCGGCCACCCGACUCAGAAGACAGUUUGUCGAAAUAAACGAGGAGUGCGAGAAAGUGGACGCUAUCUACAGAGGUAACAAUAAAAGAUGAAACACAUAUUUGCAUCGUGACGUAUUGCAGAAACCACAGUGAACAACAGUUUGAACGAAAACACCGAGGGCAACUCGUCGUUUGCUAGGAACAGUAUCCGAAAGAUGAGGCUGGCCCUGAACAGAGUAAGUGUUCCGUUCGGUCCGUCGGAGUCACUUGAUGUGCGUUCCGAUUGAAUUGACGCAAACGGCCGAAGAACUCGCUAAUUUGGACAUAAGUGUUCGCAGUCUGUUCCGCCAAUUGUCUCCCUCUUUCUCUCCCGAAUACCACAUCAUUUGCAGGCCCGGCUCAAUGGAACAUCUGAUUCGAAACUGCUUGAGAAGUGA